GCCGCCGCGGCAGGAAAUCGGGGCUGGGCCCCGGCGGCGCGCGAUCCCAUCCCAGCCCCGUCCCCGCCGAGCGAUCCCCGGGCCGGGUCAUGGACGCAGCAGAGCCGGGGCUACCCCCGGCUCCCGAGAGCAGGAAGAGGUACAGUGACAUCUUCCGGAGCCUGGACAACCUUGAGAUCUCCCUGGGGAAUGUGACCUUUGAGAUGCUGGCUGGAGACCCUGCACUUUCAGGAGACCCAGAGCCUGACAAGACCCCCACAGCCACUGUGACCAGUGAAACCUGCCGUUCCAGUGGCCCCUCCCCAGAGGGUCCUGCACCCCUCACAGGGGAGGAACUGGACUUGCGGCUCAUUCGGACCAAGGGGGGUGUGGAUGCAGCCCUGGAGUAUGCCAAGACCUGGAGCCGCUACGCCAAAGAGCUGCUGGCCUGGACCGAGAAGAGAGCCAGCCACGAGCUGGAGUUUGCCAAAAGCAUCAUGAAGAUCGCUGAGGCUGGCAAGGUGUCAAUCCACCAGCAGAGCCACAUGCCGCUGCAGUACGUCUACACCCUGUUUCUGGAGCACGACCUCAGCCUGGGAGCCCUAGCCAUGGAGACAGUGGCCCAGCAGAAAAGAGACUACUAUCAGCCCCUGGCCGCCAAACGGACUGAGAUUGAGAAGUGGCGGAAGGAGUUCAAGGAGCAGUGGAUGAAAGAGCAGAAGCGGAUGAACGAGGCGAUGCAGGCGCUGCGGAGGGCCCAGCUCCAGUACGUGCAGCGCAGCGAGGAUCUGAGGGUGCGCUCCCAGGCGUCCCCCGAGGACCCGGCCCCCCAGGCCUCUCUGGGACCCAGCAAGCAGCAGGAGCGGCGGCGGCGCUCGCGAGAGGAGGCCCAGGCCAAGGCGCAGGAGGCCGAGGCGCUGUACCAGGCCUGCGUCCGCGAGGCCAACGCGCGGCAGCAGGACCUGGAGGCCGCCAAGCAGCGGAUCGUGUCGCACGUGCGCAAGCUGGUGCUGCAGGGGGACGAAGUGCUGAGGCGGGUGACCCUGGGGUUGUUUGGGCUGCGGCGGAAUCAGGCGGAGCAUGGCCCCCGGGCCUUUGCCGCCCUGGCCGAGUGCUGCGUGCCCUUCGAGCCUGGCCAGCGCUACCAGGAGUUCGUGCGGGCCCUGCAGCCCGAGGCCCCACCGCCCCCGCCGCCAGCCUUCUCUUUCCAGGAGUUCGUGCCUGCCGGGCACAGCUCCCCUAUGGACACAAGAAAGAAGCUGUCUGGCCCCCCACAUCCACGGCUGGACGAGAGCGCGGCUGAGCCAGGCCCUUGGGAGGACGCAAGCACAGGCUGGCAGGGGACUCCGGGCCCCACGCCAGGCAGUGACGUGGACAGCAUGGGUGGUGGCAGCGAGUCUCGGUCCCUGGAUUCUCCUACUUCCAGCCCAGGCCGUGGCACAAGGCGGCUGGUGAAGGUCUCAUCCACAGGCACUGAGUCCUCAGACGACUUUGAGGAGCGAGAUCCUGACCUGGGAGAUGGGCUGGAGAACGGGCCAGGCAGCCCCUUCAGGAAGUGGACACUGUCCAGCGCAGCCCAGACCCACCGGCUGCGACGGCUGCGGGGCCCAGCCAAGUGCCGAGAGUGCGAGGCCUUCAUGGUCAGCGGGACCGAGUGUGAGGAGUGCUUUCUCACCUGCCACAAGCGCUGCCUUGAGACUCUGCUGAUCCUCUGUGGACACAGGCGGCUCCCAGCCCGGACCCCCCUCUUUGGGGUUGACUUCUUGCAGCUGCCCAGAGACUUCCCGGAGGAGGUGCCCUUUGUGAUCACCAGGUGCACGGCUGAGAUAGAACAGCGCGCCCUGGGUGUGCAGGGCCUUUAUCGAGUCAGCGGGUCUCGGGUCCGAGUGGAGCGGCUGUGCCAGGCUUUAGAGAACGGCCGAGCGUUGGUGGACCUCUCGGGGAACUCGCCUCACGACAUCUCGAGUGUCCUUAAGCGAUUCCUCCAGGAGCUCACUGACCCCGUGGUCCCCUUCCACCUCUACGACGCCUUCAUCUCUCUGGCUAAGACCCUGCAUGCAGACCCUGGGCUCGACCCCGGGACCCCCAGCCCCAGCCCUGAGGUUAUCCGCUCGCUGAAGACCCUCUUGGUGCAGCUGCCUGACUCUAACUACAACACCCUGCGGCACCUGGUGGCCCAUCUGUUCAGGGUGGCUGCACAGUUCGAGGAAAACAAGAUGUCUGCCAACAACCUAGGCAUUGUGUUUGGGCCGACGCUGCUGCGGCCGCCGGAUGGUCCAGGAGUAGUGGGGGCCGGCCCUGUCACCUGCCUGCUGGACUCUGGGCACCAGGCCCAGCUUGUGGAGCUCCUCAUUGUGCACUACGAGCAGAUCUUCGGGAUGGAUGAGCUCCCCCUGGCAACUGAGCCCCCACCCCAAGACCCCAGCCCAGCCCCUGGGCCGCUCACAACCAGCCCCCAGCUGCCACCCCCACACCUUGCCCUGAACCCCCUGCCCCUAGCCCUCACCUCAGACCCCGCCGCAGACCCUGAGUCCCACGGUGCCCUGGAGAAGCAUCCGGAGGCCGUACCCCCUGAGAUUCCAACUCCACAGAGUGCCCAGAGAGAGGAAGUGGCUGAAGACACCAAAGAUGAAGGAGAGGAAGUGCCCAGCCAAGGCCCCGAGGACUCACUUCUGGGGACACAGUCCCGUGGCCACUUCAGCCGCCAGCCAGUGAAGUAUCCCCGGGGAGGCGUGCGGCCUGUCACCCACCAACUAUCCAGCUUGGCCCUGGUGGCUUCUAAAUUGUGCGAGGAGACCCCUGUCACACCCCCAGGGAGCUUGCGGAGGCAGGGGCCUGGCCCUGCCACCGCCUCCCCUGAGGGCAGCCCCUUGCGCCGCACCCCACUGCCCAAGCAUUUUGAGAUCACCCAGGAGACAGCCCGGCUACUCUCCAAGCUGCCCAGCGAGGCUGUGCCCAAGGCCACCUGCUGCCCGGACCCCCAACCUGAAGAAGUUGAGGACCAUCUCUGACCAUCCCAGCACUCUGACCAAGGGGCCCAGGACCAAGAAGAUGGAUGCACUUCUUCCCAGGAGUGCAAUGUUGUGGGGGUCUGGAGAGUUCCUAUAAGGAAAGACUACACGGCCUGGGGGAGGACUAAAACCCUUUUUGGGGCCAUGUACGAGGAUACCCCCAACUGGACACAGGUCACUACCAAGCAUCAGGCCUACUCAGGUUCAGAGGUCACUCAGGGUCAAUACUCAGGGUCAAUACAACUCACAGGAUCCUUGGGGUCCACCCUAGUCUCUGACCCCUGGAACAGGGGUGCCUUUUGCUACUUUGGUUGUGGCCACUCCCCCACCUCCACCUGCUUCUAGCUGAGCCUAAGUGACCAGCUCUUGGAGGGGGUGGGCAGCCCAGACUUGACAUCCUGGUGGUGCCCAGAGUCUGGUGGCCUCUGAAUAAACCAUGUGUCCUUU
Messenger RNA from Diceros bicornis minor, 3437 nucleotides. It is a transcript of the gene GMIP, whose product is annotated as GEM interacting protein. Gene Ontology annotation, biological process: negative regulation of GTPase activity; activation of GTPase activity; signal transduction. The record is from RefSeq and is a predicted model, not a curated record. Gene Ontology annotation, molecular function: GTPase activator activity. Lineage: Eukaryota; Metazoa; Chordata; Mammalia; Perissodactyla; Rhinocerotidae. Gene Ontology annotation, cellular component: plasma membrane.